Molecule: messenger RNA, 1008 nt
Organism: Acipenser ruthenus (sterlet)
Lineage: Eukaryota; Metazoa; Chordata; Actinopteri; Acipenseriformes; Acipenseridae
Product: EF-hand calcium-binding domain-containing protein 11
Exons: 7
Coding region: 124-663 (179 amino acids)
Cellular component (GO): cytoplasm
Molecular function (GO): calcium ion binding
Source: RefSeq, a predicted model, not a curated record
CUGACGCUAAAUCAACCAACCAGUAGAGUUUAUAGUUUCUAGGCGACUCUUCAAAACUUUCGGUUGCAUUAGUUCUUGUUUGUAAGCUGUUUUUGUAGGCCCUAUUUUGUUUUUUAUUUUAAAAUGUAUUCCUACAACAAAGAUUUUAAUAGGCAUGAUACAAAAAUAACCGAUGUUGUCAAAAAAAAAAUCGCUAUGGUAUUCCAACAUUGUGAUGAAGAUAAAAAAGGAUACCUAAGCAGAGAAGACGUUAAGGUUGCUGUUGUCAUGCUGUUUGGAUAUAAGCCUUCUAAGACAGAGACAGAUGUAAUGAUGGCUUCAAUUAUACAAGCAAACAUACCUGGUGAUUUGACAAGCAAGACCUCAGUAAAUAAACCCAAGUAUAAAGGUAUGCCUUUGGAUCACUUUGUAAGUCUCAUGGGAAGAAAACUGGCAGCACAAGAUAACUACGAAAAGACGAGACAGAUCUUCACAGGAUUUGAUAUCCAUUGUCAUGGAUUUUUGACUGUGGAAGACUUCAAAAAGGCAUUUGCCUCUGUUGCAUCCCAUUUACCCGAGCGGACAGUACAGGAAGCUUUCAGGGAAGUUGAUCGGGAUUCAGAUGGCCAUGUCAGCUUCAAGGAUUUCGAGUUUGUCAUCAAUUAUGGGCAAGAUGAUGUAUAGCCCCUGGAUGCUGCUGUUUCACAAAACGACUGCAUUCAAUUGGGUUUACUUCCACAACAAAUCUGAUUUGUGGAUUCACCCUUUCCUUUGUGGAAUUGACCAUGGUAAAACGACUGUGUCUUCAUAAAGGAUAACAAAAUUGCAUGUGUGCUGCACUCUAUUCAAUUGAGCUUUUUGUACAGAGGUUGUGCAAUAGUAAUCUAAUCUGCUGAGGGUAAAUUAUCCUACAGUAUUUUAAAACCUCCAGUCAUACUAUAUAUUCAUUCAGGAUUGAUGUUACUUUGCACUGAAUAUAGAUUUUUUCCUUAUUCAUAAUAUACACAAUUAAAUAAUUCACAAGGUCAA